GGCGAUUUCCAGCUUUCUUACUUUCCACACUUCCAGCUUUUUCAUACCGACAAUCAUGUCAGAUACACGCCCAGAAGCACUUAAUUCCACCUUUUCCAAUGACCCGCCCAACCUGGAACCGGAUUCCGAAGACGACGAUCACGCACCAGAAGUUGGGCGAGACAGCAAUGAGGGCUUUUUGGACAACGUACCUGACGAUACAACGGAGUUGGACCUCAUCCAUGAACGCAUAACAACUCUCGAAGGACUUGGGUUAGAGCGAUUACACCAACUACAGCGGCUCAGCUUGCGCCAAAAUCUUAUUACAAAAAUCACGGACUUGAACCAUCUCACGCAACUGGAGGAACUCGACGUGUACGAUAAUCGGAUUACAAAAGUAGAAGGUCUUGAUCAGUUAACAGCGCUGACAUCUCUUGACCUGUCCUUCAACAAAAUUCGACAUAUUGAGAAUCUUGAUACGUUACUCAACGUCACGGACCUGUAUUUUGUCGCAAACAAGAUCUCACGCAUUACAAACUUGGGGCAUCUUGUCAAUUUGAGAAAUCUAGAGUUGGGUGCUAAUCGUAUACGUACGAUUGAAAACCUUGAUAGUCUUGUCAACCUCGAACAGCUAUGGCUGGGCAAGAACAAGAUUGUGAAACUGCAAGGAUUAGAUAACUUAAAGAAUUUGAAAAUCCUUAGCAUUCAGAGUAACCGGAUCACCAAACUUGAAGGUCUGAGCAACCUUCAUAACCUCGAGGAGCUCUAUAUAAGCCAUAACGGAAUCGAAAAGAUUGAGAAUCUGGAGAUGAAUACAAAAUUACGGGUCUUGGAUGUGGGAGCGAAUCGGAUCACCGAUUUGGAAGGCGUACAUCAUUUGGACGCAUUAGAGGAGCUUUGGGCAAACGAUAACAAUCUAUCUUCAUUCGAGCAAAUCGAAACUGUUCUUUCGGACAAACAACACCUCACCACCGUGUAUUUUGAGCGGAACCCACUCGAAAAGGAAGCAAAGGCCACGUACCGAUUAAAGAUCAAGACGAUUUUACCGAGGGUGUUGCAGAUUGAUGCAUCCAUGGUCAGGGCUGCCUGAUUCAGUUGGUUUCGUACUGUUUAUAUAGGAGGCGAGAGAUAUAGAUAUUUUUCGCAGUGUAGAACGUAACAUUUGUUACAGAGUACAUAGUAUAUAGGUUUCCAAGAUAACCAAAAUGGAUCUGACUUUACAUGGCCAUUAUCAUAGCCACAUGAACCAGUAGUAUCCUCAAAGAAACCAAUCCCUUUCAUUAAAAGAAAAAAUGGUAUAGCAACC
Molecule: messenger RNA, 1285 nt
Organism: Spizellomyces punctatus DAOM BR117
Lineage: Eukaryota; Fungi; Chytridiomycota; Chytridiomycetes; Spizellomycetales; Spizellomycetaceae
Exons: 8
Coding region: 56-1069 (337 amino acids)
Molecular function (GO): protein binding
Source: RefSeq, a predicted model, not a curated record